AACGUUACGUACGAUGUCCUGUUUACAAACAGAGGAAGAAAGACGGUAACAUUAGCUUGAAGUUGUGUCGUAUUAUUAAAGGAAUAAAUAAGUUAUUUGACUAUCUUGCGUCGUCACCUGGAUUAUGUUUUAACGCGGCGUGAUACUGGGUAAUAUUUCUGAGUUUGGUGCCCUUUUACUAUUUGAAAUUAAGACACUUCCGUUUGUCUAAAUGCUAAUGCUAACCUAGGCUAAAGCUUCGUUAGCUCACAACCUCAACCGUAGCCUACUAACUUUUUUGUUAAGGCUGGCGUUACAAAAGCUGGUUGCCGGCCAGUGAGGUAUAUUGACGCACUGUAAAUUUGGCAAAAUAUAAUCUGUGAAAAUCGUUUUGUAGUAUGAACCAGACUGAAAACCGCUUGCACUUGUAGCAACUGUUAAUUAGGAUGCUAGCUUACCACAUAGUUGAAUAGAUUCAUUAUUAAACACAUAAGUAAUAGAAGAACGCCAUUGACUUUUAGCGUUAGCUUGCCGGUGUGCUGCCAUAGCAAGAGCAUAUAGAUUUCCUUGUUUAAAAUAGGAGUGUGUUUUUCAGAUUGACUUCUUUGAAAUGAGAGUGAACUGAUUAAACCUGCAGUCACUCCUCAUGGCUGCUUUAGGCUUUACUCCUGCCAGCGGGCAGGAUCUUUUUAGCAUUGAAACACCCCAUCAAUCCAGCUCUAUAACAAGCAGUGGAGUUACUGGGGAAGAGGUUAGACACUUCUACGAGAAUUUAACGAAAGAUGAUAAAGGGCAAGAUGUAUCAAGAAGUCCAAUUUGCAAGAAGGAUUGUGGCAAAGAGCAUCAGAGUAAGCAGAGGAGCAGAGAGUCCAGUAGAAGGCGGAGGAGGAGAGCCAGGGCUGCAGAGAUGCAGCAGGGUCAGACUGAGUCUGUAGUGCAAAGAGGGAACAGUGGUGGAAGUGAUGGCAACCCAAGAGGAGAGACAAGCAACUCAGAAAGGUCCAUGAUGCUACUGGGGCUCAGGUUUCUGCGCUGUGCCCAUGAGGGGGACGUCUCGAGCCUCAGAGACCUGCUCUCAAAAGGAGUUGACAUCAAUUUCCAGGAUACCUACUUUUGGACAGCAAUGAUGUGUGCAAGCUGGUCAGGACAAAGAGCUGCAGUGAGGCUGCUGCUACAACAUGGAGCAGCCUGGGUUGGAGUGGUUGAUACACAGGGCAGGGAUGCCAAAGAACUGGCGCUGGAAUCGGGCCACAAUGAGGUUUUAGAAGAGUUGGAGAGCUAUGAGAGAACUACAGAGAGAGAGACACCGUCAUCUGAAAGCAGUGCCCCACAGGCUCAGUGGUGUGACGUGUGUGGUAGCAAGUACAGCAGCAGCCUGUCAUCACAUCUGUCCUCCACUCUACAUCAGUUCAGUCUGCGACAUGCUCCACCCACCCCGUACUACUGCCUGCCCCCCUCCAGCAACAGCUACAAGAUGAUGGUGCGCUGCGGCUGGAAACCCGGGACAGGACUGGGGCCAGAGGGAGAGGGGCCUAAACAGCCAGUGCCAACUGUGCUGAAGAGAGACCAGAAAGGCCUGGGGUACGGACAGAUGAAAAGAGCCAAAGUAACUCACUUCCAGGCCAGGGAUUGUGACGCAGUGAAACUACCAUCCAAGGAGAAAGAGGAGAGAGUAGGAAAAGGACAGAGGAAGGAAGAAAGUAGGAGAAAGGAGCAAAAAGAUAAGAACUGGGAAAGAGACUUUCGUGCCUCUUUUUAUCUUUGACAUCCGCUCACAGUGACUCCCCCACAAGCCCUCUCUCCCAAACACACCUUAAAGUACCUCUAAAAGGCUCUAUUGUGAAGACAAGUUGUACCUGUUUUUCUUUUUUAGUUAAAAGUGUGGAGGUGUUUGUAAAACUCCUGGGAGGUGUUUUCCCACAGAGUACUCUGCCUCAAAGCUGAUACUGUGUCCAUUUGUGGAAUCAGUUGUGCCGCUGCUCACAGGUUAUGCAAUGACCAAAUGUGGCAUUGACUGAUUUCAUAUGUAUCAUGUUUACUCUGUGUGGCCAAAUAUGGCGUGUUGAGCUCCUAACUGUUUCAAAAGAUGUAUAAUUUGGUAAAUGGACAGGGCUUAUUUGUCAAACAAAACAUCACGCUAUGCUCCAUGAUCCAGGCAGAGGAAUCAUUUUUAAUGACAAAGAACUAUGUUGAUGUGUUUAAUAUAUCAUACAAUGUAAACCA
Messenger RNA from Epinephelus moara (kelp grouper), 2202 nucleotides. It is a transcript of the gene gpank1, whose product is annotated as G patch domain and ankyrin repeats 1. The record is from RefSeq and is a predicted model, not a curated record. Lineage: Eukaryota; Metazoa; Chordata; Actinopteri; Perciformes; Serranidae. Bases 626 to 1744 code for a protein of 372 amino acids. Gene Ontology annotation, molecular function: protein binding; nucleic acid binding. The transcript has 4 exons.